Messenger RNA from Paecilomyces variotii, 1761 nucleotides. Its product is annotated as putative benzoate 4-monooxygenase cytochrome P450. Bases 1 to 1503 code for a protein of 500 amino acids. The record is from RefSeq and is a predicted model, not a curated record. NCBI's taxonomy places the organism in Eukaryota, Fungi, Ascomycota, Eurotiomycetes, Eurotiales, Thermoascaceae. The transcript is spliced from 6 exons. Gene Ontology annotation, molecular function: heme binding; monooxygenase activity; oxidoreductase activity, acting on paired donors, with incorporation or reduction of molecular oxygen.
AUGGAGUCAUUUGUCAGUAUUCUCGUUCUGGUACUCCUCUUCUGGGCGGCCCUCGCUCUUUCUGCUACGCUGUGGAGUUACUUGCUGUCUCCGUUGAAAGUGUUUCCAGGGCCUGUUGCGGCGAGAUACACGAAUUUUUGGCGAUUCCGGGACGUUGUCAGAGGAAACUGCCAGAAUACGCACAUUAAACUGCAUCGGAAACAUGGAACUGCUGUCAGGAUGGGCCCCAAUACCAUUAGCCUGUCGGACCCAAAUCUGAUCAACACAGUCUUCUCGACCAAGACUCUGUGGAAAAAGAGUGCUAUGUAUGGAGUCAAGGAACCUAUAGUGGACGGAAGAAGCGUACCCAAUCUAUUCUCCACAAGAGAUGAAAAUUGGCAUUCAUUCUAUAUGCGUCCGAUCGCUCCCCUCUACUCUAUGACUAAACUAUUAGAACUUGAACAUUGCAUUGAUGAGAUGAUCGUGUGCUUCACCAAAAAGCUUACGGAACGAUUUGCCGAGACUCUGAACGUCUGCAAUAUGGACCAGUAUCUGUUAUACUUUUCCUGGGAUCUGAUGAACAAGAUCACAUUCGGGGAAGACCUCGGGAUUCUCGAUGCUGGAAAGGAUGUGACCGGUUUUCUCGAAAUAUCCGCCCAGGACAGUGACUAUUUUGCCCGAACUUCUCAAAUUCCUCGUCUGCACCGCUUACUAUCCCAGAAUCGUUUUUUGCGAUUUGGGCCCCCGGCUAUGGACUGGGCUGUCGUUCUGGGAACCACAGCCCUUCAGAAACGUCAAGCCAACGGUCCUCCCGAAAAGCCAGACUUCCUCGAAAAGCUACUGGGUGUUAGGAGUAAAUACUCGGAUAUAAUAGAUGACAAUAUGAUGAUAACUUACCUUCUCAACAACUUGAUUGCUGGAAGCGACACCACGGCAAAUCUCUUAUGUGCCACUAUCUACUAUGUCUUAAAGAAUCCGAAUGUGCAUGAGAAACUCAGCAUGGAAUGUGCUUCACUUGAAACUCCGGUCAGCUGGAAGAAGGCACAACAGCUCCCAUACCUUGACGCCGUCAUGCGCGAAGCCAUGCGUAUCCAUCCUGGUGCCGCCCUGAUGCUGGAACGUGUCGUCCCAGAGGGUGGCUUGACUCUCCCUGACGGUAGAUACAUUCCUGAAGGCACGAUUGUCGGCAUGAAUCCUUGGGUUGUCAACCGUGACGAGGCUGUAUUCGGUCCAGAACCCGAUAGAUUCAUCCCAGAAAGAUGGAUGAAGCAAAUUCAUGAAACUGAAGCUGAAUUCCAGACACGACGUUCAAAGAUGAAAUCUUGCGAGCUGUCGUUUGGUGCUGGCAAGAGGGCAUGUCUAGGGAAACGGCUCAGUCAGCUCGAGAGUUACAAGCUCAUCGCCACUCUAUUUUCUACUUUCGAGAUGGGUCUAAGCUUUCCCAGCGAUGAAUGGAAGGUCACGAAUUCCUGGUUUGUGAGAAAUGAGAAUAUCCGCGUCACCCUUAAAUCUCGCUCGCAAUAGGUUUCAAAGAUCCCCCAGAGCAAUGCUUGUCAAAUAGUAAACGUUAGGUAUAUUGUACCAGGAGUACGUUCCGUGUAUUUACUGCUGAAACGAGGACAUUUGUUCAAUCUUUUCAUAGAACAGACGAACAACUAGCUAUUGGGUGAAGACUGCUUUGUUACCUUGGGAAGUGAACCAAGACAACAUUACCGUUGGAUCACGAAGAGUUCCAGUAAUGCUCGAGAUUAUAUUAUAAGUAUUUCGAAACAGAGACGUCUG